Penicillium roqueforti is the source of this 1608-nucleotide messenger RNA. RefSeq names its product aminoglycoside phosphotransferase family protein. The record is from RefSeq and is a predicted model, not a curated record. The transcript is spliced from 3 exons. NCBI's taxonomy places the organism in Eukaryota, Fungi, Ascomycota, Eurotiomycetes, Eurotiales, Aspergillaceae. The coding region runs from base 1 to 1608 and encodes 535 amino acids. Gene Ontology annotation, cellular component: mitochondrion.
AUGUCCUCUAUGAGUAGUAAUUCUGAUCUGUUCGAGUACACUUCUGGGCGCUUUUUAUUUAAUGAAAAGCUCCGCCGCGCUGAACGCUGUAUUCAAUUUGACGUGGAUGCCCUUGUAAGGGCAGCCUGCCAUUCUGUUGGUCGACGCCUCGAUGGCGUAGCCUCGAUCACAAAACUCGCCGAGGGGGGCUUCAACCGCGUCUUGCAACUCACCUUCAAUGAUGGAUAUGCAGUUCUUGCAAGGUUGCCAUACAAGACUACUAUUCCGAAACAUUAUGUGGUGGCUAGCGAAGCUGCCACACUCACACAUCUACGUGCUCAUGGGGUCCCAGCCCCUAAAGUCCUUGCGUAUUCUCCAGAUCAGACAAAUCCCGUUAGAACUGAAUAUAUUCUACUUGAAAGGCUUGAAGGAAUCCCCUUAAGUGACCAGUGGUUCUCUAUGGAUACCAAAACUCGGGUCAAAAUAAUGAGACAGAUUGUUAAUAUGGAGAGACGGUUUAUGAGUAUCCACUUCCCAGCAAGCGGAAGUCUUUAUUACCGCCGUGAUCUCGACAGCUCACAACACUUUAUCCCAAUCUCAGACGAUAUUGUCGUUGGACCAACUGUACAGCAUGAAUGGUGGUAUCAAGAACGGGCCUCUCUAGAGGUUGACCGUGGCCCAUGGACUACCUUUUCCGCAUACUUCGAAGCACCCGCAAAGCGCGAGAUAGAAUUCUAUAAAAGAUUUGGUAAACCACGCCUACACGUCGAAAGAUAUCUACGAGAAAUAUACCAGUUCCAAAGCCUCUCGCCUAUUCUAUACCAAUAUCUCCUUGCCAAUUAUUUGAAGUUAGCGCCCUACCUCGACGUCCUAUCAGGCCGUAUGUCUCGCCCGACUCUUCGCCAUCCGGACUUUUCACCUAAUAAUAUCUUGGUGAAUAUGUCUAAUGAUAUGGUAGGGGUCAUUGACUGGCAACAUGCAGUAAUUCUACCCCUCUGUUUAUGCGCUGGAAUCCCCGAACAUUUUCAAAACUGGGGCGAUCCAUUAUCCGAGACAUUGUCUAAGCCAGAGGUCAAGCUGCCGGCAAAUUUUGAUCAACUCAGCGAUAAAGAACAGGAAACUGUUCAAGAGACGAUGCGGAGACGGAUCGUCCAUUUCUAUUAUACUGCAUUGACCAUGAAAUCCCUACCGGAUCAUUUUGACGCCAUCAGAACCGAAAAUUAUAUGCUUCGAGCGAAGCUUUUUCAUCAUGCACAGGCUCCGUGGGAGGGAGACUCUACCUCAUUAAAGUAUGUUAUGCUACAGGUCCUCAAGAAUUGGCCUAUGUCGCUAGAUGGAGGAGCACAGACAAGAUCUGCUGAGUGUCCAAUUCACUUUUCUGAGGAAGAGAUACAGAAAUGUUCGGCGGAUUAUCGCCAAGAACAGGAGAAACUACGGGAAUUGGGCGAGAUGAGGGAUCUAAUCGGGACAGAUGCCCUUGGCUGGGUUUCAGAUGAGGAUGAACUUGAACGGAGUAGAGCUGUCAUCCAGAGCAUCAAGGAUGGUUUGAUGGAAUAUUCAAGCACGGAUAUGGAGAAGACUGCGGUUCUUUCUCAUUUUCCUUUCGAUGAUCAUGAAGAAAAAGCGUAA